Molecule: messenger RNA, 1640 nt
Organism: Malania oleifera
Lineage: Eukaryota; Viridiplantae; Streptophyta; Magnoliopsida; Santalales; Ximeniaceae
Product: ALA-interacting subunit 1-like
Exons: 9
Coding region: 299-1369 (356 amino acids)
Cellular component (GO): plasma membrane; Golgi apparatus; endoplasmic reticulum
Source: RefSeq, a predicted model, not a curated record
GUAGGCAUAACAAAUUUGUGAACAGGAGGCAGCGGAACCCCCCAAAAUUCACUUGCCAAUGAGAGAAAAAAACCGUUCGCUCUUUUUUCUAUUCUUUUUUCCCUCUUCUCCGCGCGCCUCAGCGAUACCAUUGAUGUCGGGCAAUCGGUGGUGGCGCGCUUACAGCAAGCUUUCUCUCCGCCCUGAUCUCUCCUCCUCUCCCACCGGGUCUCUGUCUCAUCCCCUUCUAUUACGGAGCUGGUGGCGGCGGCGCGACUACAUCGCCUGAUCUCUCUCUUCCUCCGCCUUAACAGAUCUUAUGCAGAUGAAUCCUAAAGGAGGACCGAGCUCGUCAGGGGGCACUGGAACUGCUGAUUCUUCUGCUGCUCCCAAGCGGGAUACCAGGAAACCUAAAUAUUCUAGGUUUACUCAGCAGGAGCUUCCUGCCUGCAAAUUAAUUCUGACACCAGGAUGGGUCAUUACAGCAUUCAUUUUCGUUGGCAUAGUCUUCAUCCCCAUUGGACUUGCUUCCAUAUUUGCUUCAGAGCGUGUUGUAGAAAUUGUGGACCGUUAUGACAGAGACUGUGUUCCUGCAAGUUAUAGCAACAAUCUGCUUGCAUAUAUUCAAAGCACUGAGACUAAUAAGACUUGCACUAGGAGUUUGAUUGUCCCUAAGCAAAUGAAAAGUCCUGUAUAUAUAUAUUAUCAACUUGAUAAAUUCUAUCAGAACCAUCGCAGAUAUUUUCAAAGCAGAAUUGACAAACAAUUGUGGACUGGAGACCCUAACCUUGAUUUAGGACAUUGUGCACCGGAAAACAUUGCUGCAAAUGGAUCUCCAAUUAUUCCUUGCGGCCUCAUUGCGUGGAGUUUGUUCAAUGACACAUUUGGAUUUGCAGUUAAUGACAAGGUGCUACAGGUUAACAAAAAGAACAUAGCAUGGAAAAGUGACAAAGAGCAUAAGUUUGGGGCCAAUGUAUAUCCUAAAAAUUUCCAAGCUGGGGGCUUGAUUGGUGGUGCCAAGCUUAAUGAGAGCAUACCUCUGAGUGAACAAGAAGACCUUAUUGUUUGGAUGCGAACUGCUGCGCUGCCGAGUUUCCGAAAACUUUAUGGGAAGAUAGAGGUGGAUCUUGAAGCUAAUGAGAAGAUAACAGUUGUAAUUGAGAACAAUUAUAAUACCUAUGGUUUUGGUGGCAAGAAGAUGCUGGUUCUUUCUACCACAAGCUGGAUUGGUGGAAGAAAUGAUUUCCUAGGCAUAGCCUAUAUUAUUGUUGGUGGCCUGUGCUUGUUCCUGGCAAUAAGCUUUAUAUUUUUGUAUGUCAUCAAGCCAAGGCCUCUUGGGGAUCCAUCCUAUCUGUCGUGGAACAGAAAUCCUGCAGUACAGAUUAACUAGGAUUUCAUGUGUUGCACCAACAUGCCAUGCUGAAAUUUCCUUGAACAAUUUCUUUCAGUCAAGCAUUAACAAGGUUGAGGCUUCCAACUCAAGUGUAUAUAGAGCGGCGUGCUUAUAAAUUUCAUGAAUAUUUUCAGAGGGGGGAUAUUUUGUUUCUUGCAAUCGAAGUCAUUCUUGCGUAUGGAUGUCAUUAUGUUUUAUCUGUGGAAGACAUCAAGACAACAUUUUUUGUUAUAUUAUAUAUUAUUAAUUUAUUUUCUUCUUUUUCUAA